This is a messenger RNA of Symbiodinium sp. CCMP2592, 2346 nucleotides long. NCBI's taxonomy places the organism in Eukaryota, Dinophyceae, Suessiales, Symbiodiniaceae. The record is from the annotation of a GenBank genome assembly.
AUGGAGGCAGCGGAGGCAGAGGCCGGAUUUAGCACAUUGCGCCGAUAUGCAAUACGAGGUGUCGUGUCUGAGGGAGAGGAGGUGGACGACUCGGACGACAAUUUCAAUCAGUUCACCCGGCGCGAUAGCAGCUGGGCACGUGGUCUGUUGGCCAAAGCGGUACCUCCGCUGAACCACAUCGUCCUCGAUGAUGCCUUCCUGGACGCACUGUGCAGCCAGCCACUGCACAUGCAGGUCCUCCAGCCUCAAACCCAGCUGCAGCGCUUCGAGCACAGGCUGGCAUCGUUGAGCGACGCAGCGCUUACCCAGAUUAUGAGGCGGCAGCUCAAUUUGGCAGCUCUCCAGGACCAGUUGAAAGCCGCUCGCGGAACUACAAAAAAGAGAAGCAUUCGCAAGCUGAUAAAGCGGGCCAAGCUUUCUGAUAUAUUCUGGAGUUUCAACGCAUCACAGAGACAGGGACUCUUGAGAGAUGCCGGGGUGUACAUUUUUGAAACCCCUACGACUGAGCCAGAAGAGCUCCCGACACCGCCGCCUUCUGACACGCCGCGCCCGCGGCCUUCUCAGCGGCGGCGAUGCUGCAGAAAAGAGACCCCGUCAGAUGCCCUUUGGCAGGGCUGGGAGGCGGUGCGACUGGCAAGAUGCGAGUCCAGCCAUCUUUCCCGAGAUCUCUGCAGCGAUAUAUGGAGCACAAGUUGGGGCACGCGCAAGGUGAAGCCUUGUGCCUUGUUCCGCUGGAGCGAGGAGCAUCCACUUCAGCCCGCCUGGGUGCAGCUUUUGUUCAGUAAGCCCGAGAAGGGCAAGUGCUACUACAGCGAGAAAGCCCUUUUUGAUAGCCCCGUUGUACGGGAGAUGAGCCGACACUAUAGUAUGCAGGAUGUCUACAACCGCCUGCCCCUCCUUGCCACUCCAUCGAAGACUUAUGAGCUUGGUUUUGAAGAUACAGUCUGCGUUGUGGAUGAUGUCGUCAAUGCUGCAGGAAAAAAUGUCACCGACGGCUUUGCCGAGAUCAGUUUGGACUUUGCCCUAAAACAUGGUCUGGUGACAAAAGAACAAGUGGAGCAGGGCAUCUACCACGCCAUACAGUUCCGUGGCUUGUUUAGAGACAUUGCCUCCGGCGAAAUUCUGCUGGCUAAGGGAAUGUUGGCGGUGAGGAAAGGACUGCAGCGUGCGCUGUGCCUACGUCCAAAGUGCAUCAAAAUGCGGUUCAACCCUACAGCCGACUUUGCAGCAGCCUGUAAGCCUGGCAUCGAUGUGGUGCAGACCACUGCAGCGGCGCAAGGCGCUCCCAAGCUGAAUGCCCAGCUGUGUGCUGCACUGGGUCUGCGGACCUGCCUCAUACGAGGCCGUGCAGAAAGAUUGGAAGCAAGGGCCGAACUCCGAUCAUUCUGUAGGGCUCGGCGGCAGGAGACACUUGGCGACAUCGAAGCUUCGUCCUGGGGCUUUAGCCCUCCAACGAAGCCCUCCAAUCCCGGAGCUACUGCAAAACCGCUUCUGCAGCAAACGCGCGCGCCACCAGAUGCGCCUCAAGCACCUCACGCGGUGCCCUUUCACCGUGUAAAGCUGACAUACGUGGAACAGGUAGAGAGGCCGACACUUAUGCAGGAGCUCGCCGCGGAAGCGGAGCUGGUCAGGCCAUGGUGCCUCCCCGAGCUGGGCACAAAAGACGCGCUGCUGCGUGGCGGGCGACGCUUCAACAAGAGCAUUGCCCGUCAAAACAACAAGCCGCAGCUCAGCCUGCGGGGGCAUGGAGGCGCGUGCUUCGCCCUGCCCGACUUGUGGGGCAACCUGGGCCCACAGUGCUGCCACAUCAUCUGCCAGGGGCGCGUCUUGAAAGGGACAUUCGCUGUUUGGAGAAACCCUUGUGUGCUUCCGUCGGAUGUGGAAGUUUGGGAAGCGAUUGACCUCCCGGCGAACGCAGAUCUUGUCCCAGACAACUGCAUCAUCUGCAGUGUCAUUGGGGACGGCGUGGUGGCGCUGGCAGGCGGCGACUACGACGGAGAUGUCGUUUUCUUCACGGCCGACUUUGACCUCCUCGAGUUUCUGGCCAACACGCCAAGUGGGGUGGAUAAUCCCCAGUUGAGGGCGGUUGAGGAGGCCGUCGGCGCGGCUUUGGUGCAGGAGGCUCCGGUUCAGGAGUACACCCCUUUGGACUUUUUGAAGUACUGCGCCACAGUCCCCACAUUGGAGACACGCGGCUACACUUGCGCCAACGCCGAGAGAGCGCAGCUGGUUGCCUGGAAGUCCCGCAAGCCCCUGCGGUCCGGCAGUCUCCAGCGCGCUGUGGAACUGGGGCACAUUGCGCACAAGGCCUACGAUGCCCCAAAAAGCAUUCGGCGCGGGCCGUGA